This is a messenger RNA of Lacerta agilis (Sand lizard), 923 nucleotides long. RefSeq names its product oligodendrocyte transcription factor 1 (gene OLIG1). Gene Ontology annotation, molecular function: protein dimerization activity. Lineage: Eukaryota; Metazoa; Chordata; Lepidosauria; Squamata; Lacertidae. The record is from RefSeq and is a predicted model, not a curated record. The coding region runs from base 81 to 794 and encodes 237 amino acids. The transcript has a single exon.
GCUCCCCACCCCCACGGCUCCUUUUUUGUGCUAUGGAAGUUUUCUGUCUGCUCUGAAAGCGCAGCACCGAAGCGAUCAUCAUGCUGAGGCAGCCGCCCUUCUAUGAGCUGGUGGGCUACAGGCAGCCCCCUCCCGCCUUGCUGGCCAAACCAGCUCCUGAGCGGCCAGACUUUGCUCCAGAGCCUCUCCAAGGACUCGGGAGUGCCAAGGCGACCGCGGCAGCAGCGGGAGGCCACCUCGCCCCUGCCGCCGGCGUCACGCCCAAGAGUGACCAGAAGACCGAGCAGCAGCAGCUCCGGAGGAAGAUCAACAGCCGGGAGCGGAAGCGGAUGCAAGAUCUCAACCUGGCGAUGGACGCGCUGCGGGAGGUGAUCCUGCCCUACUCGGCCGCGCACUGUCAGAGCUCGCCGGGGAGGAAGCUCUCCAAGAUCGCCACGCUGCUCCUGGCCAGGAACUACAUCCUCUUGCUGGGGAGCUCCUUGCAAGAGCUCCGGAGGAUCCUAGGCGAGAUGAGCGGCUCGGGCCCCCGGUUGCUGCUGGCCGGCCUGCCCCUCUUCGCCGCCGCCGCCCCGGGCCCUGUGCUCUUGACGCCGGGGGCCGUGAAUGUCCAUCACCACCACGCCCCGCACCCGGCCAGCAAGUACCUCUCGGUGGCCCUGGAGGAACAGCAGUGCGGCCAAGUGCACGUGGCCAGCGGCGCCAGCCUAUGCACUUGCGCCAUUUGCAAGUUCCCCCACUUCAUCCCGUCGUCCGGCCUCAGUUUAGCAGCCGUGCAGGCGCAGUUCUCCAAGUGACUGGCCCACUCCUGACCCGGGACUGCGACGGGGUGGGGGGGUUAGAGGAGAGGAGAGGCGGAAGAUCGGACCUGGAGGGAGGGGCGAGGACAAGGACACGUGCGCAGCAGGAGGACUGGCGCGAGCGGG